AUGGCCUCCGCACUAUUCUUCCUCGACCUCAAGGGCAAGACCCUCCUAGCCCGCAACUACCGCGGCGACAUCCCCAUGUCCGCAGUCGAAAAGUUCCCCAUCCUCCUCGCCGAAGCCGAAGAAGAGUCCUCCGCCGUCCCGCCCUGCUUCUCCGACGAAGGCAUCAACUACCUCUACAUCCGACACUCCAACCUCUACGUCCUCGCCCUCACCAAACGCAACACCAACGCCGCCGAGAUCCUCCUCUUCCUGCACAAGAUCGUCGAGGUGUUUACCGAAUACUUCAAGGAACUAGAGGAGGAGUCGAUACGGGAUAAUUUCGUGGUUAUCUAUGAACUGCUGGAUGAGAUGAUGGACUUUGGGUACCCGCAGACGACGGAGACGAAGAUCCUGCAGGAGUAUAUCACGCAGGAGAGCCACAAGUUGGAGGUGCAGGCGAGGCCGCCGAUUGCGGUUACUAACGCGGUGUCGUGGCGCUCGGAGGGGAUACGGUACAGGAAGAAUGAGGUGUUCUUGGAUGUGGUUGAGAGUUUGAAUCUGCUGGUGGGCCUGAACGACAAAGUCAUGUUCGAAACGACAGGGCGAGCGACUAGAGGGAAAGCUGUCGAGAUGGAGGACGUCAAAUUUCACCAGUGUGUACGAUUAUCACGAUUCGAGAACGAUCGCACGAUAUCCUUCAUCCCUCCGGACGGCGAGUUCGAAUUGAUGUCGUACCGUCUCAACACGGCCGUCAAGCCUCUGAUCUGGGUCGAGUGUGUGGUAGAGUCGCAUUCCGGCUCAAGGAUAGAAUAUAUGUUGAAGGCUCGAGCACAAUUCAAGCGACGGUCAACAGCAAACAACGUCGAGAUCAUCGUGCCGGUACCUGAGGAUGCAGACUCGCCUCGUUUCCGGACGAAUGUCGGUUCGGUGCACUACGCGCCGGAGAAGUCGGCAAUUGUAUGGAAGAUCAAACAAUUUGGCGGUGGCAAGGAGUUCCUGAUGCGUGCUGAGCUGGGUCUGCCUAGUGUCAAAGGUGAUGACGAGCGAGGCGGUGGCAUGACCGGGGGGUUUGGUGGUAGUAUGGGAGGCAUUGGUGGGGAUGGCCGGGGCAAGAGGCCACUGCAGAUCAAGUUCGAGAUUCCUUAUUUCACUACUUCAGGCAUUCAAGUGAGAUACCUGAAGAUCAUCGAGCCAAAACUGCAGUACCCCAGUCUGCCAUGGGUCAGGUAUAUCACACAGUCUGGCGACAUCGCAGUUAGACUGCCGGAAGUGCAAAAUGCAUAA
This is a messenger RNA of Cyphellophora attinorum, 1263 nucleotides long. RefSeq names its product AP-1 complex subunit mu-1. Bases 1 to 1263 code for a protein of 420 amino acids. The transcript has 3 exons. Gene Ontology annotation, molecular function: clathrin-cargo adaptor activity. Lineage: Eukaryota; Fungi; Ascomycota; Eurotiomycetes; Chaetothyriales; Cyphellophoraceae. Gene Ontology annotation, biological process: vesicle-mediated transport; intracellular protein transport. The record is from RefSeq and is a predicted model, not a curated record. Gene Ontology annotation, cellular component: clathrin adaptor complex; clathrin-coated vesicle.